AUGACGCAGCAAAUGCAGAAUCUGCACUUCUCCAACUGCACGAAAAGAUGCAGCCCGGCUUCUCCGAAUGCCGCCAAGCGCCUCUAUCGCAAUCUCUCCAACAAGUUCAAAGGGAGCCACUCGUCCUUCGAGGAAGUGGGCCACGCCACAAGGAGUGAGAGGGAGCAGCUGAGGGGGUCUUCACUGAAUUUGCAGUGUAAUGACGCACUGUUCGAGGCAGUGGAGCAUCAGGACUUACAGGCAGUGAGGCUGCUGCUGAGUCACUACAGUCUGGAUGAGCUGGAUCUCAACACCCCCAACAGCGAGGGGCUGACACCUCUGGACAUUGCUGUCAUGACCAAUAAUGUUCCAGUGGCUCGCAGCCUCUUGCAGGCAGGUGCCGUGGAGAGUCCGCACUUUGUCAGUCUGGAGAGCAGAGCAUCACACCUGAGCAGCCUGAUCGAGGAGGCACGGGAGCGAGUGAAUGACCUGACGUCCCAGGUGCUGAGGGAGGCAGAUAACCCCAGCACGGAACAACGAAAGCAGCUCACGGCCUGGGAGUGGAGAUACCGGCUGUACAAACGGAUGAAGACAGGGUUUGAGCUUGCAAGGGUCCCAGAUGCUCCCAGCAGUGUGCGAUUGUCUGUAACCAGCAGUACUUCACUGAUGGUCACCUAUCAGCAACCACUGAGUGUUAACUCUGCCGUGGUCACCAGAUACAAAGUGGAGUGGAGCAGUGAGGCGGAUUUCUCAGGCCAGUGUGGAGAGACGAUUGUGGAGGACCCUGACUCCGUGAGCUGUACAAUCCCAGGCCUCAGCACGGGUCAGGUUUACUACGUGAGAGUGUCAGCAGCCAACAUGAAGGGCUGGGGACCCCCCCAGGCUGCGAGUCCGGACUGCACUGUCCCAUCCAACUGGAAGGAGGUGGACGGGAGAGCAGCCCGGAUACGGGGACAGGUCCGGCUGCUGGAACACCUGCUGCGCCGGGAGCGAGAUCGUCACCACCCUCACUGUGUCCGAGAAAACUGCAGGCCACAAAACGCCAGUCGAAAGCAGUCAGUGUCGCGGAGUCUGAAACACCUCUUCCAUUCUUCAACCAAGUUUGUGAAAACUUUGAAAAGAGGAGUCCACAUUGCUGCCAUCUUCUACUUCAAGGACAGUGUCCUGGUAACUACUGAGGAUCAGAUCCCGAUUGUGGAGGUCGAUAAUGUCCAACCCAGCUCCAUGAUGCAAGAGUUUCUCUGGUUCAGCAAGCUAUCCUGUGCGUGGGACGAGGUCGACUGGUUACGGCAGAACAUAUCGGUGUCCAUGUCCUCCUCCACGGUGCUGCAGGCACGGCACCGGAUACUGACGGCAGCAGCCCAGCUACAGGCCUUCCUUGGCACCCAGAACCUGGGCAAAGUUUAUUAUGAGCCCCUGAAGGACCGACAUGGCAACGUGCUGCUGGUGACAGUGAGAGAGCUGAAUGCCCAGAGCUCCUCCCCCGGCAGCCGAUGGAUUCCCUUCAGCAAGUUUCAGAGCCAGAGGAAGUCGCUGUCCACUCCAGAACAACCCACCGCUCUGGAUGUCCUGCUCAUCACCAUGCAGGAUGUCCUGACCUAUCAGAAGCAGAGUGAGCAGAGGCUGAACCCUGGGCUGUAUUUGGGCUACCUCAAGGUGAGCAGUUCUGUGGACCAGAUCAAGGUGCUGGUGCCAUCCAGGCUGCCCAACGUCCUGUGCCACGUUAAGGUGCGAGACAACAGCAAUGUUUCCAGGGAGGAGUGGCAGUAUCUGCAGGGGACGUGGAGGGACACACAGCCCAAAUCUCCGGACCACUCCGGUCAACAAUGGCCACUGUUUCUGUCGGAGCUGCAGGCGGCAGUGAGAGCUCUGCUCAGACACCUCAACCUCCCACUGCACCAGGCAGAGGAGUUCCGUGUGUUCACUCAGGAGGUGCUGGAGUUGGGUCACAACGUCUCCAUGCUGUUGCUGUUGCCCCCCUGCACCUUGGUCUGCACUGCUCCGGGACAGCCCACCCUUUACACCCCCGACUCCAGCUUCCUCAAGCUGCCGCUGCAGAUGUUCGAGCUGGUUCACUUCUGCACCUACCAGCAGGACUUCAUGGGGCUGUACUGCCGUGUGUCGGCACUGCUGGAGAUCAGCUCUCUCGUUUCCCAGCAGGCCUUGAGAGAGGCCAUUUCAGAUGAGGAGCUUCUUUCAGCCAAGCAGAGGGACCAUGAGGUGUCCGAAUCUCUCCAGCAAUUGGAUGGGUUGUGGCGUGAGGUGCGCUGGAUCAUGGACGUCCUGACGUAUGCACGCUACAAGCACUCCUCUGGGAGUCUCCCCAUCACCUGGCUCAUGAAUUCAUCGGAGGAAGCUCCUCGGCAGAAGAAUGAUUUGCUGUCCCCUCACCUAGACCACGUGCCCUCCUCUUCACCCUUGCCGGAGGACCAUCAAGGGAUGACUGUAAGCGGCUGGCGGCCCGGUUCGGACGACGAGAGCGGCUCCGAGGUUUUCCUGCCGACGGACAGCGACUCCGGCGAGGCACCGAGUCCGAGGGAGCCCGACCUGCUGGCGGCCUCUGCCCGUCCCUUCGGCCAGUGGCCGGCUCACGGCCUGAGCGGCAGCGCACCGGACAUCCUACGGCUGAGGGAGAAGAGCGAGGCGGCGGAGAGCGUCCGGGGGUCCGAGCCCGAUGUCCGGGGGCCGGACAUCAGCGUCCGGGAGUCCGAGCCCGGUGUCCGGGGGCCGGACAUCAGCGUCCGGGGGUCCGAGCCCGGUGUCCGGGAGCCGGACAUCAGUGACCUUCACUCCGCCUCCGGCCGCCGUGCCCACUUCAGACACAGCUGCCUGCAGCUGCAGCGGGCCCGCCCGCCCCCCGGCCUGUCGGAGGGUCUCUACACCCCGAGGCCCAGCCCUCCGCUCAGCCCGGACCCCCACCUGGGGGAGCCCCGCGGCCCCGGGACACUGCCUGGCUUCCUGAUUAAUGGGCCUCAGGCUGGGGGGGAGCAGCCGAGCGGGUCCCAGGGCCCCGACACCCUCAGCAGUGUCCUGUAGCGGCGGGAGCGGGGUCGGGCUGGGUCCGGCCGGCGGUGCUUCUCCAAACAGCCCGCUGGACUGGGCUCCCCCACCCCUCAUCCUCACCCAACCUCACC
This is a messenger RNA of Pristis pectinata (smalltooth sawfish), 3113 nucleotides long. RefSeq names its product ankyrin repeat and fibronectin type III domain containing 1 (gene ankfn1a). Gene Ontology annotation, biological process: establishment of mitotic spindle orientation; regulation of establishment of bipolar cell polarity. The record is from RefSeq and is a predicted model, not a curated record. NCBI's taxonomy places the organism in Eukaryota, Metazoa, Chordata, Chondrichthyes, Rhinopristiformes, Pristidae. The transcript has 17 exons. Gene Ontology annotation, cellular component: spindle. The coding region runs from base 1 to 3015 and encodes 1004 amino acids. Gene Ontology annotation, molecular function: protein binding.